Molecule: messenger RNA, 899 nt
Organism: Pomacea canaliculata
Lineage: Eukaryota; Metazoa; Mollusca; Gastropoda; Architaenioglossa; Ampullariidae
Exons: 3
Coding region: 1-693 (230 amino acids)
Source: RefSeq, a predicted model, not a curated record
AUGGUAGAACUAAGCCGACGAAGGCGAGCGUGGGUGGAAAGCAGACAUCACGUGUUACACGCAUCGGGGUUGAUUCCAGAAGAGAGGCUCAUCGCGCCCAGAUGUUUGGCCAAGCUCGUUCCCAGAAAGACAGCAAAGAGCACCUGGGACAGCUCCUGGUUCUGUUGUCAUUCAGUUGCCCACUUCUCAACCGCUGCCGAUUCUGCCACCCGCUCAACUGUCUUCGUCAUCUACACCCACAGCCUUUCACAACCUCCCACGUCUCAGUCCCCCGGUCAAGCUGCCAUCACCAAGCGGCCUUCACGGAUAUUAACUCCGACCUUUCGAGCCCUGACGCAGAUCAGUCUUCCUUUGCCACACCUCCUGGAAACAUCUCCUUAUCUGCACGUACGUGAAUCUGCAACGAGUGUUGACAUCCAGGAAUGGCGGAACCAGGUUGUAAAGGUAGUUCCAGAAAGGCCACAGCUAGUUUUCAGGCUCGGCUCAGCCACGAGCAAGAAGGAAUAUCCCAACUUCCGGUAUCCGUACAAAGUCAUUAACCUGGACCCUGCAACCCAUUUCUAUCGAAGUUGGUCAAAGGUGAAGGACAAAGACUAUAUCAUCAGCCCUGACUGGAUCUCGGAGAAGUUAUGGAACUUGCGGACAAACAAAUGUCCGAACAAUAUAGCCGGUCCUAGAGUCACCCAGCUAUAGCAUGCUAGAGCACAUAUGGCAACAAUUCAAAAAGGACCAAAGGUGACUUGUACUACGACACUCGAUCUAUUAUCUAUGGUCACCAUGCCAGAAUGCACAAUUUAAGUGCAUUCCCGUCAAUUUGCAAUGUUAAUUCAGUGGCAUAGGAACCAAAAAAGGGGGACUGCAGCAUUUUCAAAAAAGAUUUUGAGGGAAUAAGAAUAUCU